Saccostrea cuccullata (small rock oyster) is the source of this 958-nucleotide messenger RNA. RefSeq lists its product as uncharacterized. The transcript is spliced from 5 exons. Lineage: Eukaryota; Metazoa; Mollusca; Bivalvia; Ostreida; Ostreidae. The record is from RefSeq and is a predicted model, not a curated record. Gene Ontology annotation, cellular component: membrane. Bases 294 to 815 code for a protein of 173 amino acids.
CUCCAUCGGCAAGUGGUGGCGUCUACAUACAUUGUAUGAGUGAAAAAUUCAACAUACAAACAAUCCCUUUGACUGCUGUUAAUACAAGUGUUUCUUUCCUGUCACUCGUUAUACUAUUGAUGACCAAUAAUAAUAUAUAUGUCCUUCUGUUUAGUAACUUGAAUUUAACCACCGAGGUUUUAAGAAAAGGCAUAUCCAGUUUUAAAUAAAAGGACUUUAAUCGGAAGUUCAUUUAGUUUGUUUGCAGAACAUAAGAACUCCAAUUUUACAAAAGGAAGUAAGUUUACGAGAAUAUGGAGCGUCCGGCAGUCUUGCUCAUUGCAUUGGUGAUAUUAAUUUGCGCAGUCAUCCUUCAGUUAUUCGGCCUAGCCUCACCAUAUUGGAUUUCUAACGAGAAUUCAAUAGAUCCAGAAAAAGAUUCAGCAACGUACGCUGGUUUGUGGAAAAUGUGUACAUGUAAAGAUACUGGCGAUUACCUACAGAAUGAUAUAGAUAUCUCAAACAGCCAGUUGCGCACUAAAUCUUCUCAAACUAUGAGUAUCCUGGGCUUCGUUGCACUCAUGUUUGCUUCAGGGUUGACAAUCUUAAAGUUAUGUUUUCUUAAGCAUAUGAAACCACUACUAAUUGUGUCCAGUAUUUCAGCUUUUGUUGGAGCUUUCUUCAUUGCAGUUUCCAUUCUACUGUUUGCAGCUGACGUCAAUAAUGCGAAACUACUAUACAGAUAUGAAUUUCAUUUUGCUUUUGCCUUCUCCAUUCUGGCAAUGAUAAUAGCUUUUAUGUCUGGGGGUUUUAUGAUCCUAGAAAUACCAAAGUAAGCUACACAAGAAAUCCAAGAAACAGAUCAAGAAAUAAAGUGAUUUCCUGAAUAUACAAGCUUCUUCUUUUGUCUAAAAAUGAUGGCGUGUUUGAACAGUUAUAUUUGUAAUAUCUAAAUAAAUUCGUGAAAUUUUAGAAAAUC